This is a messenger RNA of Fusarium verticillioides 7600, 916 nucleotides long. RefSeq lists its product as hypothetical. The coding region runs from base 436 to 744 and encodes 102 amino acids. The record is from RefSeq and is a predicted model, not a curated record. The transcript has a single exon. Lineage: Eukaryota; Fungi; Ascomycota; Sordariomycetes; Hypocreales; Nectriaceae.
AAAAACCAACAUCUGCAACCUUCAUGUGCUUGAAGUUUUUGACAAUCGGGCGAUAUCGAUAUCAUUGAUAUACAGGUCAAACUUUCAUACAGAGGACAGAUAGUAAAUCGCCGCUUGGCACCCGGUUUGAACGCGACAUGUUCCGUAGCGGCUUUUACAGCUCGAUCGUCAGGGGCCAGUGAAAUCUGUUCCCAACAGCUGAAUAGUCUAGACCAGCGACAACGGUGCCUCCUCAUCGCACUAACCGUGCCGGCGCCGUUGUCUUGACGCCAUCUCUCUCAUGCGGCAAUAGUCACUUGAGGAGUAACCAGCCAAUCCAAUAGUUCAGGUUGAUACGAUAUAUGUCGCUUGGUUCGGCUAUCAACGUCUCGGUGGUCGCAGCAAGAGUUGAUCGUCCUUGACGUGACAGUUAGAAGCAAGAAACAACGUCGGAGGAUGUUCAAACGUGUUCAAAGUGGUAAUCUCCAUGUUGGAUCAACUCCACUGCUGACGUAUCCAGCAUAUCCCUGGCUGCAAAAGGUGUCAACGCGCCAGCCAGCCAUAACGCAGAGUGGAAGGAAAGCAUUCGUGACAAGCAUCUACCACCUAAGCGACGGAUGUGUGGGGGAACAACCGAGGAUGAUUUCAUCAACGCUGCCUGAGAACACGAAUCCUUCGUUGUUACUAACGGUAGCCGAUUUGUUCGGAAUCCUUUGGCCGAAGUUUGUGCUUUUUAGCCGCAUGAAAGUAUGUGAUAGCACUUAGUAGGUUUGAAUAGUUGUCGUUCUCUCCCACUUGCCGUACUGGCUCUAGCACAGUACGCGGCUUAACGACUUCGUUGACGUUAGUCGUUGAUGUUCUCGUCAUUGGGAAUAUGACGCCCGUUUUCGCGAUUGAAACUUUUUGGUUGACUGUGCUCACCCUGGUCCGUCUCUAC